This is a messenger RNA of Clupea harengus (Atlantic herring), 839 nucleotides long. RefSeq names its product tubulin cofactor a (gene tbca). Gene Ontology annotation, biological process: tubulin complex assembly; post-chaperonin tubulin folding pathway. Gene Ontology annotation, molecular function: beta-tubulin binding. The record is from RefSeq and is a predicted model, not a curated record. Lineage: Eukaryota; Metazoa; Chordata; Actinopteri; Clupeiformes; Clupeidae. Gene Ontology annotation, cellular component: cytosol; microtubule cytoskeleton.
AUGCGCAAUGACAAACGUUAUUGUAUGGGAGUGUGUCGCAUCUUGAAAUUGUUCUCUCCACGCAUUAACGGAUCUAUCUACCCAUCUAUCUCGAUAGAUAUUUAUUGCCAGGAGCAUUAAGUGAAAAUAUGGCAGACCCAAGAAUACGACAAAUGAAAAUAAAGACGGGAGUCGUGAAGCGACUUGCCAAAGAGAAGGUCCACUACAUCAAGGAGGCCAAACAGCAGGAGGAGAAGAUUGAGCGUAUGAAAGCAGAAGCCGGAGAUGAAUAUGUGAUUAAGAAACAGAUUGAGGUGCUACAGGAAUGUCGCAUGAUGGUUCCCGACUGCCACCGACGCCUGACUAUAGCACACGCCGAUCUUCUGCAGUUACUUGAAGGCGAAGAGGAUCUUGCAGAAGCAGAGGAAUACAAAGAAGCACAGACCAUACUGGAUUCUGUGAAGCUGGAUGAAUGAUUUGUCAACCACACCCACCUACAUGCACACCUGUAAAAGCUCAUUUUGAUUCCUGUAGACAGGCCUGAUUUGUAAAGCAUGAACCAUAUAUUCAAUUAUGUUUCCGCUUUUUUAAUAUAUAUUUUUUUUCAUCCAACAUGAUUUGGCAUUUUGUUUCUACAUGUGUAAACCUCCCCCACCAAUGCACUAAAUAAAACAUUUUUGUACAAUUUAUGGUUUUCUUAUUUCCUUCCUUAAAAUGUUUCUGUAAAUCAUCUUCAAGUUUAAGAGUUUGUUUCUGUUUCUGAAUGACCAAACACAUGUUAGUAAUCUAAUAAUGAGAAUGGAGUGAGUGAGUGAGUGGAGUCUGUAUUCAGAUGAUAAAAUACUAUGGGCAAAAUGAAA